Astyanax mexicanus (Mexican tetra) is the source of this 907-nucleotide messenger RNA. RefSeq names its product CD209 antigen-like protein E. The record is from RefSeq and is a predicted model, not a curated record. The transcript has 6 exons. Lineage: Eukaryota; Metazoa; Chordata; Actinopteri; Characiformes; Acestrorhamphidae. Bases 83 to 883 code for a protein of 266 amino acids.
AAGUAGCCGAGCGGUGCAGCACUGCUGUAGUGUUUCUACAGAGACGCAGUAAUUCAGUGUUUCAGUCUUUUAGAGAUUAGACAUGUCUCUGAGUGUUUAUGAUGAUGUGAUUGGAUUUGAGGAGAUGAACAGAGGAGAUAAAGUGGAGAUGGUGGUGGAUAUCUACGAGAGUGCAGACGCUGUUAGAGGUCAUGACCCCAGCACAGAGAUGGAGGACACCAACACAAUGAGGAUCCUGAAGACACAACAAGCAGAGAGUCGCUCUGCAGGAAGCAGACGCUACAGACUGGCUGCAGUGGGACUGGGUCUGCUGUGUGUUCUCCUGCUGACUGCCAUCACAGUGCUGUGGAUCCAGUUCAACCACCUGACUGCAGAGAGAGACCAGUUACAGACCAGUAACACCAACCUGACUGCAGAGAGAGACCAGUUACAGACCAGUUACACCAACCUGACUGCAGAGAGACACCAGUUAUCUGAAUUGUAUGUUCUUUCAGAUAAAGCAGUUAGAGACGGGUGGAUCUACUUCAACUCCAGUCUUUACUACGUCUCUAGUGAGUGGAAGAGCUGGACUGAGAGCAGAAACGACUGCAGAAAGAGAGGAUCAGACCUGGUGAUCAUCAACAGCAGAGAAGAACAGGUCUUCAUUAACAUGUGGACAAAAGGUCAGGCGGUUUGGAUUGGUCUGAGUGACGGUGAAACAGAGGGGGUCUGGAAAUGGGUGGACGGAUCAGAACUGAUCACUGGGUUCUGGUAUCCUGGAGAACCCAACGGUUAUGGAUAUGAGGACUGUGGUUUAUACAUCUUUGGGUCUGAUCCUGUGAAUAACUGGGCUGAUUAUCCCUGUAAUAGCCAGUAUUUUUGGAUCUGUGAAAAGAGAAUAUAAAGAGUAGAUAUUGUGUGAGAAGUG